This is a messenger RNA of Arabis nemorensis, 657 nucleotides long. The record is from the annotation of a GenBank genome assembly. Lineage: Eukaryota; Viridiplantae; Streptophyta; Magnoliopsida; Brassicales; Brassicaceae.
AUGGUGAAAAUGACAUUGAUAGCUCGUGUUACCGAUGGGUUGCCUCUAGCAGAAGGGCUCGAUGAUGGACGUGACUUACCAGAUUCGGACAUGUAUAAGCAACAGGUCAAGGCUCUGUUUAAGAAUCUUUCCAGAGGCCAAAAUGAGGCUUCGAGGAUGUCGGUUGAAACUGGCCCCUAUGUUUUCCAUUACAUUAUAGAAGGACGUGUUUGCUACUUGACUAUGUGUGACCGCUCUUACCCAAAGAAACUCGCUUUCCAAUACCUGGAAGAUCUCAUGAAUGAAUUUGAACGUGUCAAUGGGCCUAACAUCGAAACAGCUGCUCGACCUUAUGCCUUUAUUAAAUUUGAUACCUUCAUACAGAAAACCAAGAAACUGUACCAGGACACCCGUACACAACGUAAUAUUGCCAAGCUGAAUGAUGAACUCUAUGAGGUUCAUCAAAUAAUGACGCGGAAUGUGCAAGAAGUCCUAGGUGUUGGUGAAAAGCUGGACCAGGUGAGCGAGAUGUCUAGCCGGUUAACAUCUGAAUCUCGUGUAUAUGCUGAUAAGGCUAAAGAUUUGAACCGUCAGGCUUUGAUCCGGAAAUGGGCACCAGUCGCAAUCGUGUUUGGUGUUGUUUUCCUCCUUUUCUGGGUGAAGAACAAGCUAUGGUAA